AUACUGACUCAAAUUUUUUUUAUUUAAUAGCAACUUUUUAAGCAUUUACAAUUAAGUUUUGACUUAGGAAGACAUUUUAAAUUACCUUAUUGUUAAUAAAACACACAAAAUAUGAAAUCAAAAUUUAUAUUUUUAAACUUUGUGGUCUUCUGCUGUAUUCUUUCUGAUGUUAUAUCAACGAAUCAUUUCGAUCGAUAUCAAGAUAGUUAUUUGAAUAUUGAGAAUCUCGAUGAAGACACAAUUGCAGCAAUAAUAAAUUCACUUGAAUUGAAUCAAAAAGAGACAAAGGAUGAUUAUUCGAUAAACCAAGAAGAUUUGGAUAUUGCACUAAAAGCUUCACUUGAAACAAAUCGUCGUGUGACAAAUGAUGAUUAUUCGAUAAACCAAGAAGAUUUGGAGAAAGCAUUAAAAGCUUCACUUGAAACAAAUCGUCGUGUGACAAAUGAUUGGAUUGACGAUGAACUUGAUCUAGACCUAAUUUCAGAAAUAAUAGCUUUACAAGAAGUAGAAGAAACGAAAAGUAGUAUGACGAAUGUUGAAACAAAUCGUGGUGUGGCAAAUGUUGAAAUGAAUAGCAGCUUGACAAAUACUGAAAGGAAGACAAAUGAAUCUUCUUCAAAUCUCACUCCGCCAUCCUCCUCAAGACCUGUUCAUAGUAGUGAUAAUGAUGAUGAUGAUGAUAACGAAUCAGUUGAAGUUCCACUAAUCAGAACAAGAACUUCCACACCUCAAUCGACAUCUAUACCACAGCCAACUUCAAAACCUCUUUCUAAGACUUCUUCACAAUCUGAAUCAAAUGAAAAUCAAGACACAAAAAUUUGCUCAAUAUGCAUAGAAGAAAAAAAAUUAAUAAAAUUUUCCAGGAAUUGUAAACAUCAAUUUUGUGAAAAAUGUUGUAGAGAUUUAAAAAAAUCACUUUCCAAUUGCCCAACUUGCUUGACGCCAACACAUUUGAGUUAUCAAUUGAAAAGACUUAAAAGUUUAUUGGGAAAAAAAAAAAAUGUCACGUCACAAUAAAAAUUAAAACGCAAUUAAGUGGACCACCAAAAAUCAUGAAUUAAUAUUAUCAUAAUCACUUUCAUACCUAAGGAGUAACUCAAGACUUAUUAAUGUAUAUUAUAAAAAAUAUGAUAUCACAAAUUUAUUGACAAUUCCAUUAUUUUAAAAAUAAAUAAGUACAAUAUUUCAAUACUA
Molecule: messenger RNA, 1194 nt
Organism: Daktulosphaira vitifoliae (grape phylloxera)
Lineage: Eukaryota; Metazoa; Arthropoda; Insecta; Hemiptera; Phylloxeridae
Product: E3 ubiquitin-protein ligase RNF4-like
Exons: 22
Coding region: 112-1017 (301 amino acids)
Molecular function (GO): metal ion binding
Source: RefSeq, a predicted model, not a curated record